AUGACUUGGGUGUUAAUGCAUCAGCAGGCUCACUCUGGUAUUUUUCAGCUUCUCCCUCUAGGCCUCCGUGUUCAGGAUAAGAUAGAAAAGCUGAUCGAUAAACAUAUGCACUCAGUUGGUGCAUCGAGAUUAUCUCUGUCAACCAUUUCAUCAGAAGAACUGUGGCGAAAGAGUGAUCGUCUUGAAUCUGUUGCGCCGGAGCUUUUCCGACUCAAAGAUCGUAAAGAUACUCCGCUGAUAUUGUCGCCCACACACGAGGAGGAGAUCACCACGCUUGUCGCCGGAAUCGUCAAUUCAUACAAGGACCUCCCAAUCCGACUUUACCAGAUCACCCGAAAAUACCGUGAUGAGCGUCGCCCUCGCCACGGUCUUCUGCGCUCACGGGAGUUCCUGAUGAAGGAUCUCUACACUUUCGACCUCACAACACUUGAGGCUGUGGAGACCUAUCGUCAAGUGUCUGCAGCAUACCGCGCCUUCUUUGAUGAGCUAAAACUCCCAUAUCUUGUGGCCGAGGCAAGCUCUGGUGAUAUGGGCGGUGACUUGAGCCAUGAAUAUCACUUGCCGAGUUCUGUCGGAGAAGAUACCGUGGUAAAUUGUGACUCUUGUGGCUAUACGGCUAACGACGAAGUCGCUGCUCUCCGGCCCCCCUCUCCGGCAUAUGAUAGUUCGGAGAGCCCUCCGGCGUCCAACUUCCGUGUUUGGCGAGGCAUCUCUAAGGACCGAAAAACCUUGAUCAAUGCUUGGUAUCCUCGACCAUCGGGGACCUCUGCAGAAAGUGGUCUCAAUCUUCAUGCUGUCAAAUCAGCUGUCCCUGAGCUGGAUGCCACUAUUGAGGAUCCGUUGCCACUUUGGGGAGUAUCAUUGGAGAGCGGAACGACAAAAGUGAUCAAUGUUGUUGAUGGAAGACUUGUACCGGCAUUUGAAAGGGUUCGCGACCAGUUGCCGUUGUUACCCAAAGAUCUUCAACGAUUCCAAUCUGAGUAUUCAACAAUUGGCAGUACAGCCUCUGGUGGCGGGCUGAAUUUGGCACGUAUCAUUGAUGGCGAUGCCUGCCCUCGAUGUGAAGAUGGCGCAUUAAAAAUCCAUCGUGCUUUAGAAUGCGGCCACACAUUCCAACUUGGAACUCGCUAUUCAGUACCACUCGAUGCCUGUGUCACUUUACCACGCUCGGGGAUUCCGGCGACAGCUGCGGAAGAGGGACUGGCCCCAGGGAGUCGCAUUCCUCUACAAAUGGGCUGCCAUGGCGUUGGCAUUUCGAGAAUCUUUGGUGCUGUUGCAGAGAUUCUCGCGGACGAGCAAGGACUGAAUUGGCCCCGAGCCAUUGCACCGUUUGAGGUUGCGAUCAUAUCUACACCAGACUUAGCCGAAGACUCUCUGAGAAUUUACGACUUGCUUGCCGCGGGCGACAAUUCGCGUAAUAGCUUGGACGUUGUUCUCGAUGAUCGCCAGCGUUCAUUUGUCUGGAAGAUGAAAGAUGCCGAUAUAGUAGGGUUUCCUGUCUUGGUUAUCAUGGGAAGAUCUUACAAAGAGAAUGGAACUUGCGAGGUUCAAUGCAGACGACUUUCGAUCAAGGAAACUGUAAAGGUUGACGCUCUGCCAGAAUUCAUCUCAAAUUUAUUGAAUCAGCUCUAA
Molecule: messenger RNA, 1632 nt
Organism: Fusarium musae
Lineage: Eukaryota; Fungi; Ascomycota; Sordariomycetes; Hypocreales; Nectriaceae
Exons: 4
Coding region: 1-1632 (543 amino acids)
Biological process (GO): prolyl-tRNA aminoacylation
Cellular component (GO): mitochondrion; cytoplasm
Molecular function (GO): proline-tRNA ligase activity; ATP binding
Source: RefSeq, a predicted model, not a curated record